AUGGCGCCCGGUGUCCUGUCCUACUCCUCUUCCGGGACAUCGCCUUCCGGGAGUCCUGUCAUGAUGACUCCAAUCGAUCACUCCGAUACCACGUCCGAUGGCUUCACGAGCCUUUCUGUUGGCCCCCUAGAUGGUGUCGGCCUCGGCGUCAACGGCCAGCCGAUGAACGGUCACUCUAAUGGUCACUCCAACGGCCACUCAAACGGUGCCUCUUACACCAACCCGGUCGGUGGCAGCGACGCCGGCUUGAAGCAGAUGCCCAUUGCCAUUGUCGGUAUGGCAUGCCGCAUGCCUGGCAGCGUCUCGAGCCCUGCCGAAUUCUGGGAGCUGUGCUCCCGCGCCAGAACUGGCUUCACUCCCGUUCCCAAGGAGCGCUUCAACCACGAGGCCUUCUACCACCCGAACCCAGGCAAGACUGGCGCUUACCACGCCUCUGGUGGUAACUUCUUGGACGUCGACUUGGCGUCCUUUGAUGCCCCUUUCUUCGGCUUGACAGAGAAGGAGGCCAUCUCAAUGGAUCCCCAGCAACGUUUGUUGCUCGAGUGCACAUUCGAGGCACUUGAGAACGCUGGUAUCCCCAAGCACACAAUCGUCGGCAAGGACGUUGGUGUUUUCGUCGGUGGUAGCUUUGCUGAGUACGAAAGUCACCUUUUCCGCGACAGUGACACGAUACCCAUGCACCAGGCCACAGGAUGUGCCCAUGCGAUGCAGUCCAACCGACUCUCACAUUUCUUCGAUCUUAGAGGACCUAGUUUCACAGCAGACACUGCCUGCUCAGCCAGUCUGGUCGCACUGCAUUUGGCGUGCCAGAGUCUGCGCGCUGGCGAGGCCACCUCUGCGAUUGUUGGCGGUUGCCAUCUGAACAUGCUCCCUGAGUUCUGGAUCUCUUUCUCAUCAUGCCGAUUGCUUUCAGACACAGGUCGCUCUAUUGCCUUCGACAACCGUGGUACCGGAUUCGGUCGCGGUGAAGGUUGCGGCAUCAUUGUCCUCAAGCCUCUUGACCAGGCCAUCAGGGAUAACGACUCCAUCCGUGCCGUUAUUCGCGGUACCGGCAUCAACCAGGAUGGCAAGACGCCCGGCAUUACAAUGCCAAGUGGUGCGGCACAGGAGAAACUCAUGAAGCAGGUCUACAGAAACGCAGGCCUCGACCCUCACGACACUGGUUACGUUGAGGCCCACGGUACGGGUACCAAGGUUGGUGACCCGAUUGAAGCCACCGCUCUCCAUAAUGUCUUUGGCCAAAACAGAUCCGCCAAGGAUCCCCUCUUUAUUGGCUCUGUGAAGUCCAACAUUGGCCAUUUGGAAGCCGCCUCUGGUAUUGCUGGUGUCAUCAAGGCAGCUAUGAUGCUGGAGAGAGGUUUCCUCUUGCCCAACCAUGACUUCAAGAAGCCCAAUGAGAAGAUCCCUUGGAAGGAGUGGAACAUGAAGGUUCCCGCCACUCAGAGGCCUUGGCCCAAGAACAAGAAGUACAUCAGCGUCAACAACUUCGGUUUCGGUGGCACCAACGCCCACGUCGUCCUUGAGAAGGCGCCUUUCAACGCUGCCCCCAAGCCUGACAACAAGACAUUGCCUAAUCUUGAUGCUAAGAAGACCAAGGGCAGCAAGAAGCUGUAUGUCUUGUCUGCCAACGACAAGAACUCCGUUCAAGCUGUCAUGAAGAACCUCGUCGUCUACCUCGAGCAGAGGCCUGAAAUUUUCCAGAACGACCUCAUGGACAACAUCGCGUAUACCCUUGGUUCGCGCCGUUCUAUGCUUCCUUGGAGGGUUGCCAUCCCUGCUGAUGAUUCCUUCGAGCUCAUCGAGACCCUUAACAGCGGCAAGGUUAUUCCCGGAAAGGAGUCAGAGCCGUUGAGGAUCGGCUUUGUUUUCACCGGUCAGGGUGCUCAGUGGUACGGCAUGGGCCGCGAGCUCUAUGGCCAGUACCCUGUCUACACCGCCGCCAUCGACAGAGCCGACGAGUGCCUGAGAAAGCUCGGCGCCGACUGGUCUCUCAAGGAGGAGCUUAGCAAGGACGCCGAGACCUCCAAGGUCUCUGAGGCUCACAUCAGUCAGCCCGCUUGCAGUGCCGUCCAGCUCGCGUUGACGGACUUGCUCCGCACCUGGGGUAUCCGCCCCGUGGCCGUUGCUGGCCACUCCAGUGGUGAAAUCGGAGCGGCAUACGCUGCCGGUAUCAUUGGCUUCGACGCCGCCAUGGCCAUUGCCUACCACCGCGGCAGACUCAUCCCCAUCCUCAAGAAGAGACACCCUGAACUUCAGGGUGCCAUGAUGGCUGUCGGCGGCACAAAGGAGGAAGUUCAGCCCAUGAUUGACGCUUUGAAGGAGCAGCAGGUCAGAAUUGCCUGCUACAACAGCCCUUCCAGCUUGACCAUUUCCGGUGACGCCGGAGCUCUCUCUGAGCUUGAGAAGAACCUCGAGGAGAAGCAGAUGUUCAACAGACGUCUGCAGGUUGAGACUGCCUACCAUUCUCACCACAUGAACCUGGUUGCCAAGGAGUACAGAGAGUCCAUCUCUGAGCUCCCUCACCCUCGCACUACUGACGUGCGCUUCCACUCUUCUCUCUAUGGCCACCAGAUCGAUGGCUUCGAGUGCCAGGCCCACUACUGGGUUAACAACCUGACCUGCGCUGUCCGUUUCUCUGAGGCUCUUGAGACCAUGCUGGAGCCCGUUGGUGACCACAAGCACGGUGUCAACAUGAUCAUCGAAUUGGGCCCCCACUCUGCGCUCCAGGGCCCCAUCAAGCAGAUCCUCAAGCAUGUUGGUGACAGCGCCAUGAAGAUCCCUUAUGCUGCUCCUCUUAUCCGCAAGAAGGACGCUUGCGAAUCUGCCAUGGACUUGGCGUGCAGUGUCAUCACCAAGGGUGCCAUCCUCAACAUGGACGCCAUCAACUUCCCCAACACAACCAAGAAGCCAUCCCUGCUCACUGAUCUGCCUCGAUAUGCCUGGAACUACCAGAACAAGUACUGGCAGGAGUCUCGCAUGACUCAGAUGCACAAGUACCGCAAGUCUCCACGAAACGACUUGAUCGGUCUCGAGGCCAUCUACUCCAGUGACCUUGAGCCUACCUGGAGAAACAUUGUCCAUCUUGACGAUCUUCCUUGGCUCCGUCAUCACCAGAUCCAGUCCUUGACUGUCUUCCCCAUGGCUGGUUUCAUCGGUAUGGCUCUUGAAGCCUCCGCUCAGUGGGCGCAGCGUAAGGAGAUCUCAUUCGAGAAGUUUGAGCUGAGAGAUGUCUCUGUCAUCAAGCCUCUGGCGCUGAACGACACUGAUGUUGAGAUGACCAUCAACCUCCGUCCCCAUCAGGAGACCAACCUUACUGCCUCUGAGACCUGGAAGGAGUUCCGCAUUUGCUCCUGGUCGCAAGGCAGCGGUUGGACUGAGCACUGCGUCGGUCUCAUCGCCCUCCAUGGUACCGAGACCAACGAGGUCGACGGCAAGGAGCAGAAGCUCGCUGCCCGCCGUGGCGCUGAGGCUACCAUCAAUGCCAGUGAGGGCCCUGACUCUGUUUCCGUUAACGAGACUGAGAUGUACGAGCGCCUCACUGAGCUUGGCGUUGGCUACGGCCCUACAUUCCAAGGUGUCAAGAAUUGCAAGGCCUCCAACAAGUACUCCGUUGGAAGCAUUGCUGCCGCCGACAUCGCCAAUGACAUGCCCAAUCACUACAUGACGAGCACUGUCCUCCACCCUACCUUCUUGGAGUCUCUCAUUGAGAUGUACUGGCCCAUUCUGGGCGCUGGGCGCACUGACAUCAACACUGUCUACCUUCCAUCAUCGAUUGCGAGAAUAUGUAUUUCUCGUGAUAUCACCGCCCUAACCAAGGAGGCCGGCAGCACCCUCAAGGCCUAUGCCAAGGCUGAGUUCUCUGCCACCGAGGUUCGCCCCACCAAGGUCUCCAUCUUUGCCACCAACGAGGCCAAGGACUUGGUCAUUGAGAUUGACGAGCUUACCGUUUCUCCCAUCAUUGACGGCGAGACUCAGUUGGGCAACAACCCUGCUCGUGAGCUUUGCUACAAGCUCGACUGGGAGGCCAUCGGUGACCUCAAGUCUCUCUCCGGCAAGGCCAAGAAGAGUGCGUCCAACGGAGUCAAGGUUGAAGCCCCUCUACCAGAUGUUGACCUCGCUAUCAUCCACGGCGAGUCCAACUCCCAGCAGAUGUUGGCGAACGGUCUGGCUAUUGCACUGGCUAGCUCCACUUCCAGACUUCCUGAGAUGGGUACCCUGCAUGAGGUCAACACCGAGGGCAAGCUCUGCAUCGUGCUCACCGAGAUCGAGCAGCCAUUCUUGGCCAACCCUACCAAGGAGCAGUUCGCUGAUAUCCGCAACAUGAUUGCCGGUGUUCAGGGCUGCCUCUGGGUCGUCCGUGGUGCCUAUGACAAGGCCACCUCUCCCGAGUCUAACAUGAUUGUUGGUCUCAGCAGAAGUGUCCGUUCUGAGGCUGUCCUUCCCUUCGCCACUCUUGAUCUGGAUGAUACCAAUAAGUUGGAUGAGGAUGAUGCUUCCGCUGUCAUCUACGAGAUCUUCAAGCUUGCCUUCAACACCAAUGCUUCCUCCACCAGCGAGCUUGAGUUCAUGGAGCGCUCUGGCAAGUUCUUCACUCCUCGCAUCGUCCACGACGAGGAGAUGAACGAGUUCGUCCACCGUGAGACUAACCCCAGCAUUGUCGAGCUUCAGCCCUUUGGCAAGGAUAACCGCUGCCUCAAGAUGGAGUUCUCCACCCCUGGCGCUGUUGAAACUGUUCACUUUGUUGAUGAUGUCUCUGUCACCCAGCCUCUUGGUGAUGAGGAUGUUGAAUUCGAGGUCAAGGCUGUCGGUAUGAACGUCCGCGAUGUCAUGCUCGCCAAGGGCCAGAUUCCUGACGCUUCCAAGCAUGCUCUUGGUGUUGAGGCCUCCGGUAUCAUCACCAGAGUUGGCUCCGCUGUCAAGUCUCACAAGGUCGGUGACCGCAUUGCCGCUCUUACCAUUAGCAACGGUGCCUAUGCCACCCGCACUCGCACCACAGCCGCCAAUGUUAUGCCCAUCCCUCCCAAGAUGUCAUUCGUGGAUGCUGCCACCCUCCCUCUUGCCUACUGCACUGCCUACUACAGCUUGAUUGAACAGGCUCGCCUUCGUGAGGGUCAGCGUGUGCUCGUUCACUCUGCCGGUGGUGGCAUUGGCCAAGCCUCAGUCUGCCUUUCCAAGAUGAUUGGCGCCGAGGUGUUUGUCACUGUUAGCUCCGCAGCUAAGAAGAAGCUCCUCAUGCAACACUACAAUAUUCCUGAGGAUCACAUCUUCUACAGCCGCAACACCACCUGGAGAGCCGCUGUCAGACGCGCAACCAACGAUGAGGGUGUUGAUGUCGUACUCAACACCCUGCCUGGCGCUGACGCUUUGAGGGAGAGCUGGGCUUGUCUCAGCCGCUUCGGAUAUCUUGUCGAUGUCCGCCGCAAGGAUGGCUCUCGCGCCAGUCGCCUGGACAUGGGCCAGGCCGAGACCAAUGCUUCCUUCUUGAGCGUUGAUAUUUUCGGCCUCGCCAAUGAGAGACCCAAGAUCAUGGAGAGACUCGUCAAGGAUGUUUCUAAGCUUCUCGCUGACGAUGAGCUCCGGCCUAUCGACCCUGCAACCGUCUUCCCUGUCUCUACCAUGGAGACUGCCUUCAAGACGCUUCAAAGCAACCAGGGCCCCGGCAAGUUGGUCGUUGUUCCCAGCCCCACCGAUGUGGUCAUGGCCACUCCUUCCAAGGCUAUGAUGACCUUGCUCAAGGGUGACGCUACCUACCUCCUCAUCGGUGGUACUGGUGGUCUCGGUCGCAGCAUGUCCAGGUGGAUGGUCGCUCACGGUGCUAGGAACCUUGUCCUUCUGUCUCGUAGCGGCUCUGCCACUGGCAAGGUCAAGGAGCUCAUUGACGAGGCCGCGGAGGAGGGUGCUCACAUCACCGUCCGCCCCUGCAACGUCGCCGACAAGGCCAGCGUUGAUGAGCUCUUCAACACUGGUCUCAAGGGUCUGCCCCCUGUCCGUGGUGUUAUCCACGGUGCCAUGGUUCUUCGCGAUGUCCUUUUCGAGAAGAUGACCUACAGCGACUAUACCUCGGUCACCGAAUCCAAGGUCCAGGGUGCCUGGAACUUCCAUAACGCCCUGCAAGAGCGCAACGUUCCUCUGGACUUCUUCGUCGCCAUCUCCUCUGCCGCCGGCGCUGUCGGUAACCGUGGCCAGGCCGCCUACGCAGCCGCUAACUGCUUCCUUAACGCCUUCGUCCAGCACCGUCUCGCCCAGGGUCUGCCCGCUGUUUCCCUUGAUCUUACCGCUGUCUCCGAUGCCGGCUAUGUUGCCGACAGCGGUGCUGAACGUGCUGCCGAGGUCAUGAAGAACUUGGGCUCUGAUACCAUCUGCGAGGCCGAGGUUCUCGCUCUCUUGGGAGCUUCCAUCUCCGGCAAGACGUCCAUCUGCAACCACCAUGUCAUCACUGGUAUGCGCAUCACCCCUACCGUUCAGCCGUUCUGGACGCCCGACGCCAAGUUCAAGGGCAUGCGUCUGGCUGCCGAGGAGCUCGCCGCUGCCGAGGCCGGUUCUGGUGCCGUGUCUCUGAACGCAGCCCUCAAGGCUUCCCGCAGCGAGGCCGAGGCUAUGGAGGUUGUGUGCCGCGGCCUGGUCGAGAAGAUUGCCGCCGUCCUGAUGAUGGAAACUGAGGAUCUUGAUGUCACCCGCAGUUUGUCACACUACCCUCUGGACUCCCUCGUCGCUAUCGAGAUCCGCAACUUCAUUACCCGCGAGUUCGAGGCCAACAUGCAGGUCCUUGAAUUGCUUUCCAGCGGUAGCAUCCAGACGCUCACCAAGGCCGUCUGCAAGAAGAGCAAGCUUUGCGUCGGCUUCGACUGGAGCAGUUAG
Messenger RNA from Colletotrichum truncatum, 6858 nucleotides. RefSeq names its product polyketide synthase. Gene Ontology annotation, biological process: secondary metabolite biosynthetic process; fatty acid biosynthetic process. Lineage: Eukaryota; Fungi; Ascomycota; Sordariomycetes; Glomerellales; Glomerellaceae. The record is from RefSeq and is a predicted model, not a curated record. Gene Ontology annotation, molecular function: phosphopantetheine binding; fatty acid synthase activity; 3-oxoacyl-[acyl-carrier-protein] synthase activity.